UUAAUGUCAGUUGAUCUUUUGUCAAUAAGUGGUCGAUCAGUGCAUACAAUUAUUCAUUGUCAAGUGAAAAGUUAGACAUAAGAGGACGAAUAUUGAUGAUUGUUCAGAAGCAGACGUCAUUAGAAUGGAUUCCAAUAGGCCCCUGUCUGGUUGCCCGGUCAACAGGAAGUCUAUGGAACCCGCCAGUUCUGUAAUGAAAAAGGCACAGUUGUUAGGAUUUCAGGCUAACUCACGGAACAGUUCAGCAUAUUCUUCAGAAUUCAUUCAGAGCACAAAAGAACGUUUUACAUAUGAGUUGAACAAAGAUAAUAAUAAGUGGAUGCUGAAGUGUUAUAAGGGUGUUGAAGAGAAUGGAUGUUCUACCAAUACAGUGGUAUCAGUUGAACAACGUCGAGGAACUAAUAUCCUUAUCAUAGGAUGUGGACCUGGAGGUUCGAUAUUGACAUUCAUCGAGUUUGACACCAAGAAACAAGCAGAUGAGUGGGAAGAAUUAAUCUGCAUGGCUGUUGGUAAGGAAUAUAAUCCUCCUCUUGGAAUUAGGAGAGUACAAACUGAUAUUGAAUCAAGAAGAGAAAAAAAGAAACUCACCAAGCAAACUUCUGCGCCACCAGGCAUUCUUCUAAAGAAAAAGGAAGUAACAACUAAUAACGAAUUGGCGGGGAGAGUGAAACAUACCACUUCACGACAAAGUAAAGAAAGCGGAGAGACGAGUCCGAAUGUGGAAUUGGUCCGCACAGAGUCGUCGUCGUCAUCAUCAUCGUCAUCAUCGUCAUCGUCGACAUCAUCAUCACCACCAUCACCCUCGUCGCCGCCGCUGUCAUUGCAUUCGACUUUGUCACCGUCCAAUUCAACCGAUUUUUCGCUGCUUUCCCAACCUAGCAGCCUAAGUUCAUUACUUGAUAGCAGACAAUGGUUUUCUCCAAUAAUAAAUUGUGAUAUAACUGAAGGAAGAUAUAUGAGAAAGGAUCUCAUGGGUACCGUUCUUGUUGAUCUAAAUGGGAACGUCUGUGUGAAAUCAACGAAAGCUGGAUCAAGAUUACACAAUGGGGAUAAAAUUCUUGCAAUAGAUGCCAAACAACGUAUGACUGCCCGAGAAAUGUCCAAAUAUAUUCAAAGAAGCGACUCUGAAAAGAUUUCUCUUCGUAUAAAUCAUGGAGUUCGAUGUGCUAUCUCAAAGCAUGAACAGGGCUUUCAUAUUAAUGUCAAGAGCAAUGAGAUGAUCAAAAUCGAUGUAGAAGAUGUGAUGAGAGUAAUACGUCACCUACCAUGCACUAUAUCCGGAAAUCAAAGUUCAACUCUGGCUGUAACAGACGACGUGAAAUUCACAGAAGAGACGGAAUUUCGGCAAAAUACGGUUGACGAUAAAGAAAUGCCACUGGAAACUUGUACAAUCAUCCAUCUCCAACCAGCUUGUCUCCUUCAAUCAUUAUCUCAACUUGAUGGGUCGGUCAUCUGUGAAGAGCAAGGUCAAGAAUCACUUAACGAAGUGAUGUCAGACACUGACCGCUCUAGUUCGGGCAACAAGCCCGUGGCAACCCCAGCCAUGCCACCGGACAGUCGAAGGAAUCAUAGGGACGAAGCUUCAAAUCAACCUGAAAAGAGUCCCGCCGAUGUUCCUGCAGAUGGACAGUCUCCGAGUAGCGAUCAAGUAACAUUACGAAACCAUGGUAACACAUCGCCAUCGAAAAACAGACACAGGCGAGAAGGAAUGGUAUUUAACGAUGAAGAUUGAUGAUACAACCGUUACGCCCCUACAAAGACAAUCGAAUGAUUUUUGGAAUAUCUCACAUGUAAACGCCAAUGAACCUAUACUUAAAAUUGAGGGCAGGGGAGCGAUAGAGAAAUAGAAAUGAACAUAACAAGAUAGAACCAGGGAUAAGUACAUUUUCAUAAGAAACCUUGGGGUGGUGUUCGGAAAGUUCUUAUUUCCAUUCUUAUCUUUUAUCUUAUCUCAUAAAAAUAGGAAGACGCUAAAAUCCUCCUUUCUCCUCCCCUUCUUCCUCCUCCUCCUCUUCUUCUUCCUCCUCCUCCUGCGCCUUCCUCCCUUUCUUCUUCUUCUUUAUUUUUAGUAUACCAUCUCUAAUAUCUUAUUUAUUUCUAAUAGUAACUCCUGAUUUUCAGAUUUUACCUUUUAAUCAUUAUAAUUCUAUACAUGGAUCCCCAGAAAUAAGCUUUUGAGCUCUUGUGUGUUAUUCUGUUCAAGCCUACUGACAAGGGCGCCGGAAGCGGGGGGGGGGGCAGG
This is a messenger RNA of Lytechinus variegatus (green sea urchin), 2242 nucleotides long. Its product is annotated as probable serine/threonine-protein kinase DDB_G0278665. Bases 125 to 1732 code for a protein of 535 amino acids. NCBI's taxonomy places the organism in Eukaryota, Metazoa, Echinodermata, Echinoidea, Temnopleuroida, Toxopneustidae. The transcript is spliced from 10 exons. The record is from RefSeq and is a predicted model, not a curated record.